This is a messenger RNA of Cylicocyclus nassatus, 387 nucleotides long. Lineage: Eukaryota; Metazoa; Nematoda; Chromadorea; Rhabditida; Strongylidae. The record is from the annotation of a GenBank genome assembly.
AUGAGGAGCAGCGCCUUCUCCCUACUCAACUCAACAUCGCACGGAUCAACACACGUUCCCGAACUACAACGCAGGACAACAGCGCUCUUCUCGAUCGUCACCUCCAGAAACAGCGAGUUCAGUAACCGCAUCAGGAGAGCUGUCCAAAAGUUACUAAAAGGGGCGCCUAAAGAAAUGGUACAAGACAGACUUUUGGAAGAGUUUGUGGAGCGUUUGCAGCCAGAAUCGAAAUUCCAUAUCAAGUCGCUAGACCCCGCGACUUUUGAUGAGGCUUUGAGAAAGGUCUGCAUCGAUACGUCGCGAAGAAACACUUGGAUGAAUCAAGGAAGGACUACAGUCAAGAAAGAAGGGAGCCACCACCCAACAACUACCGGCCUAGAGAGGUAA